This is a messenger RNA of Suillus paluster, 1108 nucleotides long. RefSeq lists its product as uncharacterized. The record is from RefSeq and is a predicted model, not a curated record. Bases 35 to 1108 code for a protein of 357 amino acids. Lineage: Eukaryota; Fungi; Basidiomycota; Agaricomycetes; Boletales; Suillaceae. The transcript has 5 exons.
GUCGUUGUUAUCAUCGCCGUCGUUGUGCUUUGUGAUGCGGAAGAAGAACACCGGAGUCGCGAUUCCCGAAAUUGAAUGGACAGCCGAUGUGAUCUGGCAAUUGCUAACCCAAAUAGAGUUGUCAGAAAACAGAGUCGUGCUGCUGGGGAAGCGCAAGAAGGGCGAGAGAACAUCGGGCGACAGCAAAGUCACCAUUUACCAGCGCAUGGGGGCCACAAUAUUCCCACAGUUACAUAGCUUGAAUGCUGUUGCAGUUGGAGAACGUGUCAAACGGAAAUAUGAGCACCUGACAAAGAAAUACAAAGAGCUGGCUUGCUGGCUUCAGACAACAGGUGAAGGCAUCCAAGCUGAUACAGAUGGCAAUCUGUCCAACGGCGACAACAAAUAUUUCCAGUGUUAUGUUCCUGCUUCUGGACCAAACGAGACAACUACUUCGAGGGCACAGUCCAUUUGGGUCCUUCAUUGCAUCCUCUCCUCUCAUCCGAAUGUGACACCAAUUGCGAUCACUACUGGCACUGGCCCACAUGGAAAGAAGACAGUUCAUUUUCAGGCUCUGAGUGAUGAUGAAGGUGACGAAGUUGGAUUCACGGCUGAUCAGCAGUCACAGAUGCUGACCCUUCACAGAGUUCUCGAGGCUGAGGCCACUCGUCGUGCAAGCUCACCAUCCUUCGAGUCUCCCUUCGAGUUUCCAUCCGAGUCCUACCAUGACCCCUGUGAUCUCUCCCAAUCUCUGUACAACAGUGAUGAUAAAGAGAAUGCCCCCCCUCCGUCACAACCAAUCUCGACCCCACUUGGGAAGAAGCCUCCCAAGGCUUCAUCACUUUCUCAGAGCAGUGUUGAGAAAGCAAGGCACCACAUAUCCAAGGUACCAAAAAAGCGGAGUCUUGACGAGACUCUGAUGGACAUGCAAAGGGCAAGUCUAGAGGCAAUUGGUGCUCGUGCUGCAGCUGAUAUGCGUCUCCAAGAGCGUCAGAUGUUGCUGAAGGAGUUCGAAGCUGGUAUCUGGGAUGUUGAUGAGUAUCGGGCGAAGUUACGUGAACUGACUGGGACUUCUGAGAAGCCUGAGAAGCGUGCUCACUACUCUCCGGACUGGGGUGACUUUGAGUAG